Benincasa hispida (wax gourd) is the source of this 2799-nucleotide messenger RNA. RefSeq names its product benzoyl-CoA reductase subunit C, putative (DUF630 and DUF632). The record is from RefSeq and is a predicted model, not a curated record. Lineage: Eukaryota; Viridiplantae; Streptophyta; Magnoliopsida; Cucurbitales; Cucurbitaceae.
UCAUGUUAAAGAAAGAAAGAAACAGAACCGCCAUUGAUGAUGGGUUAUGAAUAAUAGCAAUUGGUAGGUGCUAAGUUAAGCUAAGCUCAGCUAAGCCAAACCAAUUCAUUGGAUACUUCUACUUCUCAUUUCUCGAUUUUCGAGCUUACCCAUCAUUCUCUCUCUUCUUUCUCAUUCUGUAAUCUGUAAAAAGGACGAGCCGAUAAAGGGAACAGACACUCUCCUUGAGGACGGGGGCAGUGGAUUCUGCAGCUGACACCUCUUCUACAUGUCAGACCCACUCUUCUAAUCUUCUUUUUCCACCAUAUCAUCAAUUAAAAAUAGCUUCUGCGAGACUAUUCUGAUCCGAGUCUGAGACGUCUUCUUUUGUUUUUUGUUUUUUGUUUUUUUUGUUUUUGUUUUUAUUGUUUACAUUUGUAUUUUUUGACUGCUUUGUUUGUUUGAUUGUGAGCUUAAUGGGAUUUUGAAGCUGUGUGAUUCUGGUUAUUGUUAUUAUUAUUAUUUGUCCUUUUUUGCGGAUCCUUGGGCCAAUCAAACGCUGUGAAUCAUAAUGCACGGGUUUGAGCAUAGAAGAUUCGAGUGGAACAGUUAGAGGAGUCGAAGUUUGAAGCUCAGCUGAGAAAAGCAUCGUCCGGUUACUUGAUAUCUUUUUAUUUGCUACUCAUUUGGUGAAAUGGGUUGUGCUGCCUCAAGUAUUGAUGAGGAGGAGAGAGUGAAGGCCUGUAGGGAGAGGAAGAAGCUAAUGAAACAGUUAAUAGGGUUUAGGAAAGAAUUUGCAGACUCGCUGCUAGCUUACUUGAGGGCAUUGAAAAAUACAGGAGCAACCCUUAGACAAUUUACCGAGUCUGAAACAUUGGAGCUUGAAGGUACUAUUUAUGGCUUGGCAUCGCCUCCAUCGCCACCUCCCCCGUUGCCUCCCUCUCCACCCCCACCUCCGCCCUUUAGCCCUGAUUUGAGAAAGCAUGGAGCUGAAGAUGCCCAAAAGGAUGAGUUUGCCCAAGAAGAAAGCACUGUUAUUGAUGAGGAUGAGGAUGAGGAUGAGGAUGAUCACACCCCAUCACCUCCAAUCUUGAGCUCAUCUUGGGAGUAUUGGGAUCCUUUUGAGCAUUCUGCUGUACAUCAACAAAAAAAGAGUGAAAUUGUGGGGCCAGUUGAAGAGGAAAAUUGGGCAGAGACUAGAAGUGAAUUUGAGGAAGAGGUUAAGGAGGAGGAAACUGUAGAAGAUGUUGUGAAUCCAGUACCUAAGAGUCUAGAGCAAGGGGAAUUGAUAAGUUGUAUUUCUUCUACGAGUUGCUUGCAUAUGAAGGUGGCUACAGACAUGGGCAUGAUAUCAUGGAAAAAUAAGAAAACCUUGGGAGCUGUGGUCAAGGAACUCGAUGAGUAUUUUCUUAAAGCAUCAGGCGGCAUAAAGGAAAUAGCAGUGCUCAUUGAUAUCAGUGUUGGAAACGGUUUUCAGACACAUAAUUUCAGGGAAAACAAGAGGAAGAGAAGCAAUUCUGCUAAAGUCUUCAAUGCAUUAUCAAGGAGGUGGUCAUCUAAUUCACUUCAGUUUACAACAGUUGCCGUUGAGUUUCUUGGUCCCAAUGAACCAUGCCGGCCUGGAGCUCACUGCAUCACCCUAAAAAAACUUUAUGCAGCAGAGCAAAGACUUCAACAAGACAUUAAGGAAGAAGAAAGUACCAAUCUAGAGCAUGAAAAGAAAGCUUCACUACUGCAAAAACAAGAGGACGAACACUAUGAUUGGACCAAAACUGAGAAAACUCGCCUGACUGUUGAGGGCUUGGAGUCUGACAUAAUACGUCUGCGGCAAGCUAUAGGUGAACGUUGUGCUUCUAUAUUGGCGCUAAUGGAUGAGGAACUGUAUCCACAACUGGUUGCUUUAACUUCGGGGUUAUUGCACAUGUGGAAGAUGAUGUCUGAAUGUCAUCAAGUUCAGAAUCAGAUCUCCCAGCAGUUGAACCAUCAGAUUAACAACCAUGAUAUAGAUCUAAGUACAGAUUACCAUCGCCAGGCCACAGCUCAGCUUGCGGCUGAGAUAACUGUCUGGUACAGCAGUUUCUGCAAUCUCGUAAAAUACCAACGAGAGUACGUAAAAGCCCUAUGUAGGUGGACUCAACUUACUGACUUCCUUGUCGAUCAUGAUAGACAGAGUGUUUGUGCAUCUGUGGUUCUUAACCUCUGCGAAAAAUGGCAGAAUGCCCUUGAAAGAUUACCUGACAAGGCAGCUUCAGAGGCCAUCAAGAAUCUCUUGUCAGCCAUAAACUCCCUACUACUCCAGCAAGUGGAGGAACAAAACCUCCAAAGGAAAUACGAAAAGCUGGAUAAGAGACUUCAAAAAGAGAUGCACUCAUUGGCAGAGAUGGAAAAGAAACUAGGGGGAAGCUCUCUGUCUGAAGAUGGAAAUGACAAUUUGAGCCCCAAGAAUCCUUUGAUGCUAAAGCGUGCAAAAACUGAUGCCUUGAAGAAACUUGUCGAUACCGAGAAGGCCAAAUAUCUGAACUCCGUCCAGGUUAGCCGAGCCAUGACUUUAAACCAUCUGAAAACAGGCCUCCCCAAUGUUUUUCAGGCGCUUAUGGGAUUUGCUAGUUUCUCUGUACAGGCUAUGGAGUCUGUUUGUAGUAAUAAUGUUACACCACCCCAGGAAUGUUGUGAUGAUGCAACAGUGAGCUGUACUAACUGAGUUUGUUAGCAUUUUGGGAUGGUAAUGGCCCCAUAGAACAUGUUUCUAUCAACAGAAUUUUACUUUCUCUGCAGAAAAUUUCCUUUUUUUUUUUUUUUUUUUGUUAGAUGUCAGUUUAA